CGGUUUGGGAGGGCGGGGGAAUGGUUGACAGCUUCCGGUUCUGCCCCUGGUAGUCAGCUUUCCUCGGAGUGGUUACGUGUCCUUUGGGCUUGGAGCAUCAGUUGUGCAGAUAGUCAUGGAUCAGGUAAUGCAAUUUGUUGAACCUAGUCGGCAGUUUGUGAAGGACUCAAUUCGACUUGUCAAAAGAUGUACCAAGCCAGAUAGAAAAGAAUUCCAGAAGAUCGCUAUGGCAACAGCAAUAGGGUUUGCUAUAAUGGGAUUCAUUGGCUUUUUUGUUAAGUUGAUCCAUAUCCCUAUUAAUAACAUCAUUGUUGGUGGCUGAAUACUUCUGGAAGACAUUUACUGCUUCAAGCUUGAUGGACAAGUUUGGGGUUGGGAAGGUGUUGGCUUUGUUCAUUUAGUAAAAAUUUUGUCAUAUGUGGUUUAUCUCCGUGGUAUUUUCAGUGUCUGCAUUAAAAUAACUUUUACAGAAAUCUGAACUUCCCCCACAA
Molecule: messenger RNA, 491 nt
Organism: Vombatus ursinus (common wombat)
Lineage: Eukaryota; Metazoa; Chordata; Mammalia; Diprotodontia; Vombatidae
Gene: SEC61G
Product: Sec61 translocon gamma subunit
Exons: 4
Coding region: 116-322 (68 amino acids)
Biological process (GO): post-translational protein targeting to membrane, translocation; protein targeting
Cellular component (GO): Ssh1 translocon complex; membrane
Molecular function (GO): transmembrane protein transporter activity
Source: RefSeq, a predicted model, not a curated record